AGAUGUCAGCUCAGUCAUGUGAUCAGCUGUGUCCAUUCACAGCUGAUCACAUAAGUGCCACCUGUCAGUGCCAUGUGCCAGUGCCCAUCAGUGCCACAUAUCAGUGCCUACCAGUGCACAUCAAUGCCACAUAUCAGUGCCCAUCUGAGCUGCCCUUCAGUGUCACCCAUCAAUGCCAAUCAGUGCCACCUAACAGUGCCUGCCCAUCAGUGCAUCUUAUCAGUGCCCAUCACUACAGCCUCAUUUGCACACAUCAGUGAAGGAGAAAAAUCACUUAUUUACAAAAUUUUAUAA
Molecule: messenger RNA, 294 nt
Organism: Staurois parvus
Lineage: Eukaryota; Metazoa; Chordata; Amphibia; Anura; Ranidae
Source: the annotation of a GenBank genome assembly